UAUCCACAAUCCUAAAGCUAAAAGCUUCUUUGGUUCUUUUUACUCAAAUUUCAAAACGCUUUUUUUUUUUUGCGAUUUAACGUAAUCCAUUUUUAUCUGCUGCUACAAAUUUGGGUCUUUUUUUGUUGAUUUGGAUAAAAUCAUAAUCUCCUCUUCGAUUUUUGUAUCGGUCUUUUUGUGAAAUGGAAGUUUCAGUGAUUGGAAAUCCUCAAGCGAGGAUCUGCAGAGCAGAAUUAGCUUACAGAGAGCUCGGCUUUAGAUUUGGCUCCGAUGUCAUCUCCGGUGAAUCGAGAAACAGGGUUAGUUUCUGCAACCAAAGCUCUAAAUGGAAGGAGAUCGCGAUUCGUUGCUCUUCGAGAUCUGUCAAAUGUGAAGCCAUCGUCUCCGAUGACGCUCAUCCGUUUCUCAAUUCCGCCCCAAAAUCUAAAUCGCUCGAGAGUGUGAAAUUAUUUGUUGGGCUUCCACUAGACACAGUUUCAGACUGCAACAACGUGAAUCACUUGAAAGCCAUCACAGCUGGGCUCAAAGCUUUGAAGCUACUUGGUGUUGAAGGCAUUGAGUUACCAAUCUUUUGGGGAGUUGUUGAGAAGGAAGCAGCUGGGAGAUAUGAAUGGUCAGGGUACUUGGCAGUAGCUGAGAUUGUUAAGAAAGUGGGACUUAAGCUUCAUGCUUCACUCUCUUUCCACGGAUCGAAACAUCCGGAGAUAGGUCUUCCUGAUUGGGUGGCAAAGAUCGGUGAAGCUGAAUCUGGGAUCUAUUUUACAGAUAGAUAUGGACAACAGUACAAAGAUUGUUUGUCGUUUGCAGUUGAUGAUGUUCCUGUUCUUCAUGGGAAGACUCCUAUGGAGGUGUACAGAGGUUUCUGCGAUAGCUUCAAGUCUGCUUUCUCAGAUUACAUGGGCAACACAAUCACGGGAAUCACAUUAGGUUUGGGACCAGACGGCGAGCUAAAAUAUCCUUCUCAUCAACACAACGCCAAGCUCUCUGGCGCGGGAGAAUUCCAGUGUUACGACAAACACAUGCUUUCCGCUCUCAAAGGCUACGCUGAAUCCACUGGAAACCCUCUUUGGGGUCUCGGUGGUCCACACGAUGCUCCUGCUUAUGAUCAACAGCCUAAUUCCUCUUCAUUCUUCUCAGACGGCGGGUCCUGGGAAUCUCAGUAUGGCGAUUUCUUCUUGUCUUGGUAUUCGUCUCUUCUCACCUCCCACGCAGACCGAGUCCUCUCAGUUGCUUCAUCUGCAUUUAGCGGGAUUGAAGUGCCUCUAUGUGGGAAGCUACCUCUCUUACACCAAUGGCACAAGCUAAGAUCUCGGCCUUCUGAGUUAACAGCUGGAUUCUACAGCUCUAAUGGUCAGGACAGGUACGAGGCUAUCGCAGAGAUCUUUGCAAAGAACUCUUGUAGAAUGAUGAUACCGGGAAUGGAUCUAUCCGACGAGCAUCAAUCACCUGAAUCUCUCUCGAGCCCCGAGUCAUUAGUUGCUCACAUCAAAACAUCCUGCAAGAAACAAGGAGUCGUUGUUUCAGGGCAAAACUCGUCCACCCCGGUGCCUGGUGGGUUUGAGAGGAUCGUUGAGAAUCUGAAGGAUGAGAAUGUAGGAAUUGAUCUGUUCACUUACCAGAGAAUGGGAGCACUCUUCUUCUCUCCAGAGCAUUUCCAUGCAUUCACAGUCUUUGUCCGGAACCUGAGCCAGUUCGAGUUGUCCUCAGACGAUCAUGCAACAGAGGUUGAGGCCGAGACAGUGAGCAUAGGUUCAGGCACUGGUGCACCUAGUUUGCAAACCGCAUAAUGAAAUGCAAAAUCAUAUUUUUAUGUAAAUAAGAAAAGUCUCCUGUUGUU
Arabidopsis arenosa is the source of this 1837-nucleotide messenger RNA. Lineage: Eukaryota; Viridiplantae; Streptophyta; Magnoliopsida; Brassicales; Brassicaceae. The record is from the annotation of a GenBank genome assembly.